AUGUCUCGUGUCGCCUUCGUCGCCGGUGCCGCCCUGCUCCUGGGCGCCAGCUGCUUCGUGCUGCCGGGCAGCACGCCAAGCAGCGCCCCGGAGGUGCAGGUCUCCACCGGCCGCUCGGCGGGCGCUGCGGCGCCGGAAGCGGAGUCCACAACCGCGGCUUUCAGCCCGCUUGCCCUUGGUGCCGCCCUGGGCUUGCUGGCCGCAGUGGUGGGCAGCCGCCCGGCUUUGGCCGCGGACCUCGAGAACGGCGAGGCCAUCUUCAACGGCAACUGCACCGCCUGCCAUGCCGGUGGUAACAACAGCAUCGUGGCGGAAAAGAAGUUGAAGAAGGAGGCGCUGGUGCAGUACGGCAAGUACGACGUGCAGGCCAUCAUCACCCAGGUCACCAACGGCAACGGCGCCAUGCCGGCCUUCGGUGAGAAGCUCGGCCCGGAUGACAUCGAGGAUGUGGCCAACUACGUCUACGGCAAGGCCGACAAGUGGUGA
Symbiodinium sp. CCMP2456 is the source of this 486-nucleotide messenger RNA. The record is from the annotation of a GenBank genome assembly. Lineage: Eukaryota; Dinophyceae; Suessiales; Symbiodiniaceae.